UUUUUAGUCAUAUUUCGUACUUGAAAGAGUAAACACAUUUAUUUACACUUAAGUAUCUGUUUUGUUUAACUUUGUCUAAUACUAAAUUACACCACAUCUAAAAAACAUGAGUGAUAUAUUAAAAAUUGCUGGAGCUGUAGUGCUCCCCAAUUUGGGAGGCAUUGCUGGUGGAUUUAUAACUAAGAAAAAUAUUAAACCCUGGUACGAAACCUUAAAACAUCCAUCAUUCCGUCCACCGAAUUGGUUGUUUGCUCCAAUGUGGACUACUUUGUAGGCCUGGAGUCCUAUAUUCUUCGGACAACACAAUCUCAAAGGGGGUUUAAUCGACAUAAUUGCUUUGACAGCAACUGCUUCGACUUGUGGUGUUCUAUUCUAUAACAUCAACAAAGUUGCCGGUUGUAUAUUUAUACCAUACAUUGCUUGGUUAGGUUUUGCCUCCCUUCUUAACUACUCAGUCUACAAACUGAACACCAACAAUGGGGACUCGAAAGCUAUUGAAUCAUCUAAGCAAUCGUAGAUAAAUUAAAUAAGUGUGCGGGGUACGCAUGCAAAAACAAAAUAUUGUUGUUGUGUCAUGUUUAAUAAUAUUUGUUUAUUAUUAUACGUUUUUUUUUGCAUUUAAGUGCCUUUUAGAAUAAAUAAAAUGUUAUGGUAAUUUACAUUUAAA
Molecule: messenger RNA, 667 nt
Organism: Lucilia cuprina (Australian sheep blowfly)
Lineage: Eukaryota; Metazoa; Arthropoda; Insecta; Diptera; Calliphoridae
Product: translocator protein
Exons: 2
Cellular component (GO): mitochondrial outer membrane
Source: RefSeq, a predicted model, not a curated record